This is a messenger RNA of Cajanus cajan (pigeon pea), 1964 nucleotides long. Its product is annotated as protein NRT1/ PTR FAMILY 2.8-like. Lineage: Eukaryota; Viridiplantae; Streptophyta; Magnoliopsida; Fabales; Fabaceae. Gene Ontology annotation, cellular component: membrane. The record is from RefSeq and is a predicted model, not a curated record. Gene Ontology annotation, molecular function: transmembrane transporter activity. Gene Ontology annotation, biological process: transmembrane transport.
CAUAAAACUAUAUAUUCAAUUUAUAUGUUAGACAACAUAUAUGAAAGAAUUGAAGAGAGUUAUAAACCCUAAACUUAAAAAAAUGGAGAAUGAGAACACUAAUUCUCCUCGUGCACUAGAGUUAGAACAUGAGCGAACACCCACACCACCCUCUUCUUCUUCUCCUUCGUCAAGAGGAGCAGGAGGAUGGAGAUCCAUCAAAUAUAUCAUUGGUAACGAGUCGUUCGAGAAAUUGGCAUCCAUGAGUUUGAUAUCAAAUCUGACACUGUAUUUGCUCACAAAUUACAACCUGAGUGGCAUAUAUGUGGUUAAUGUGGUGCAAAUUUGGAGUGGAUCCUCCAACAUAUUCUCAAUAAUCGGUGCUUUCAUUUCUGAUACUUAUUUAGGCAGGUUUCGGACCCUUCUCUAUGGUUGUAUCGCAUCACUUCUGGGCAUUUUAACCAUAACACUAACAGCAGGUAUACAUCAACUAAGACCCGAAACCUGCAAGGAAAGAUCUCAUUGUCAAUUGCCACAAGCUUGGCAGCUAGCAGUCCUGUUUUUAGGUCUUGGACUAUUAACCAUAGGAGCUGGGGGAAUCAGGCCAUGCAACAUUGCUUUUGGUGCUGAUCAAUUUGACACCAACACAGAUAAGGGAAAGGGACAACUUCAGAGCUUCUUCAAUUGGUGGUACUUCACUUUCACCAUUGCACUUGUUAUAGCACUCAUUGGUGUUGUUUACAUUCAAACCAAUAUAAGCUGGACUUUAGGCUUUGCCAUUCCAACUGCUUGCCUUGCUUUCUCAAUAACCAUUUUCCUUCUUGGUCGCCACACUUACAUUUACAAGAAGCCUCAAGGGAGCAUCUUUUCAGACAUGGCCAAGGUCAUUGCAGCAGCCUAUAGGAAACGUAAAAUACAAGCUUCUCUGAGAAACCUUUACAAUCCUACUUCCACUUUAGAAUUGGAGAAUAGUAGGCUUGUUCAAACAGAUAGGUUCAAGUUCCUUGAUCAUGCUGCUAUAAUAGUUGAUCCUAAUGAGUUGAAUGACCAAGGCAUGGCUAGGGAUGUUUGGAGACUUUGUAGUUUGCAACAAGUGGAACACUUUAAAUGUUUAUUGGGAAUUCUACCAGUGUGGGUGACAGGAAUUUGUUGCUUCAUUGUGAUGGACCAGCAAAACACUUUUGGGGUGCUUCAAGUUGUUCAAACCAAAAGGUCUAUUGGGCCACACUUUAAUGUUCCACCAGGUUGGAUGAACCUUACAUCAAUGCUAGCACUCUCAUUUUGGAUAUAUAUUUAUGAGUGUGUCUACAUUCCCUUAGUGAGGAAGAUCACUAAAAAGCCUCCAAGAUUGAGCAUGGAGCAAAGAAUUAGAAUUGGGAUUUUGUUGUCCAUCUUAUGCAUGUUGGUAGCAGCAAUUGUUGAAAUGAAACGUCGUGAAUCGGCUUUGAAACAUGGCCUGUUCAUUUCACCAUUAAGUUUUGCCUUCUUGUUGCCUCAGUUUGCUAUAGCAGGCCUUACCGAGGCAUUUUCUGCUGUUGCUGUAAUGGAAUUCUUUACCUUGCAAAUGCCAGAGAGCAUGAGAACUGUUGCUGGGGCAAUCUUCUUUUUGAGCCUCUCCGUUGCAAACUACUUAGGAUCCUUAAUUGUCAAUAUUGUCCACAAAGCAACAUCACAUAGAGGAAAAACUUCAUGGAUAGGUGGUCAUGAUUUGAAUGAGGGUAGGCUUGAUUAUUACUAUUAUGUCAUUGCUGCAUUAGGAGCUUUGAAUUUCGUCUACUUCAAUUUCUUUGCUAGCCGAUAUUUAGUUAGUGACAAAGACAAUGAAACAACAGAGGUGCAACCAGGACAUUCAAUUGUUGUGGGAGAAUCAUCUGAACCAAAUGACGAGGAGAAUGUCUUGGAUACAAUUAGAACAAGACAAAGGGCAACCUUCUCUCCUCUUGUUGGAGUUCAAAUUUGAAAAUUCAAUUCUUAAGUGCCAUGAA